This is a messenger RNA of Syngnathoides biaculeatus (alligator pipefish), 3965 nucleotides long. RefSeq names its product phosphofurin acidic cluster sorting protein 1-like. Gene Ontology annotation, molecular function: transmembrane transporter binding. The transcript is spliced from 24 exons. The record is from RefSeq and is a predicted model, not a curated record. Gene Ontology annotation, biological process: protein localization to plasma membrane. Lineage: Eukaryota; Metazoa; Chordata; Actinopteri; Syngnathiformes; Syngnathidae. The coding region runs from base 383 to 3064 and encodes 893 amino acids.
GGUGACCCUGGUUGGGAUUAUCGAAUAAACUCGUCAAUGGAUUUGGAUUCCUCGAGGGUGGCCACGCCCUCCACUUGACAAAACGAGAGCGAUUCAAAACGUUUGCGUCCGCUCCUUUGUCGACGUGGAAAACGAGCUCCGUUUUUGCAUCUGAGGCAACGCGUUUUGCGUUUUAUCGAACGAGAGCGCGCACGCUGACGUCCGCCCAGCUGCUCCGCGCGCUCCCGCGGAUUUCCGCUUCCUGCGUGCUCGGCGACGAGCUCUGCCUCGCGGCCAUUAGCGCGCGCGCACGACGCCUCCGUCGAAUCGAGCUGGGGGAGACCAAACGCGGAGGAGAAAGCGCAAAAAGGGACGGCAGGCUAAGCCUCCCUUUCUCGCCAGCAUGGAGCGAGGCUCGGGGGGGCCGCCGCAGCCGUGCAAGCCGGUCAGCAUCUCGUCGAACCGGCCGGUCCACAUGAACUUGUUCGCCACCUGGGAAGUGGACCGUUCCUCGCCCAGCUGCGUGCCCAGGCUCUUCAGUUUGACCCUGAAGAAGCUGGUCCUCCUCAAGGAGCUGGACAAAGACCUGACCUCGGUGGUCGUCGCCGUCAAACUGCAGGGCUCCAAGCGGAUCCUGCGCUCCAACGAGAUCGUCCUGUCGUCGUGCGGCCUGACGGAGACCGACCUUCAGCUCACCUUCUCUCUGCAGUACCCUCACUUCCUGAAGAGGGACGCCAACAAGCUUCAGAUCAUGCUGCAGCGCCGUAAGCGCUACAAGAACCGGACCAUCCUGGGCUACAAGACGCUCGCCCUGGGCCUCAUCAACAUGGCCGAGGUGAUGCAGCAUCCGAGCGAGGGCGCUCAAGUCCUGGGGCUGCACAGCCAGCUGAAGGACGCCUCGCUGCCCGUGGCCGAGAUGCGCGUCUACUCGCUGUCGAGCCAGCCCAUCGACCACGAGGGACCCAAAGCAAAGAUGUCCGACCGAUCCCCGGACAUCGACAACUACUCCGAGGAGGAGGAGGAGAGCUACUCGUCUGAGCAGGAGGGCAGCGACGAUCCCGUCCACGGACAAUACCUGUACGACGAAGAUGAGGAAGUGCGGAAGAAGAAGCCCAGGCGGAAGCUGGCGUCCAACGCGGCCAUCACCCGGCAGCCAAACAUCAAACAGAAGUUUGUGGCCCUGCUGAAGAGGUUCAAAGUCACCGACGAGGUGGGCUUCGGGCUGGAGCACGUGUCCAGGGAGCAGAUCCAGGAGGUGGAGGAGGACCUGGACGAGCUCUACGACAGCCUGGAGAUGUACAACCCCAGCGACAGCGGGCCGGACAUGGAGGAGACCGACAGCAUCAUGAGCACGCCCAAACCCAAACUCAGGCCCUUCUUUGAAGGGAUGUCUCAGUCCAGCUCCCAGACGGAGAUCGGAAGUCUGAACAGCAAAGGCAGUUUGGGCCGGGACGCUCUGAGUCCGGGGGAGCCGCCACCCGCGGACAGGAUGAAAACAUCGCGCAGCCGAAUUCUGGACGAGGCGCUGUCAGAGAGCGAGACGCUGGAAGGGGCGGAUCAGGAGCUGCUCGCCGACGCCGCCCCGUGCAUCACGGUGUCUGCGGCAGAGAAAACUCGUACGCCCGUCAAGACCGAAAGCCACACGGUGCCAUCGCCCCGGUCGGACGGAGGCCACACGCCCUCCAGGCAGAAGCGCAGCAGCGGCACACCCGUCAAGUCCAAAGCGCAGAGCGAGCGUGCCAACAGUUCCGACUCGGAGAGGUCACCCGAGCUGGGGCACGGCACGCCGGUGCUGAGGAAGGCCGUGUACGACCAGCUCAACCGCAUCCUGUUGGCCGACUCGGCCCUCCCGGAGAGCCUCAUCCUGGUCAACGGUGGAGACUGGCAGGGGCAGUACGUGCUGGAGCAGCUGCAGGUGCACAAGCACCCGGUGGUGUGCACGUGCUCGCCGGCGGAGAUCCACGCCGUCCUGUCCGCCAUCCUCACGCGCAUUCAGAAGUUCUGCAACUGUAACGCGUCCAUGCCGCGCGCGGUGAAGGUGGCGGCGGUGGGCGGCCAGAGUUACUUGGCUGCCAUCUUGCAAUUCUUCGUGACGCAGCUGGCCAACAAGACGUCGGACUGGCUCAGCCACAUGCGCUUCCUGGUGGUUCCUCUUGGCUCCCAUCCUGUCGCCAAGCAUCUGGGCGCGCUGGACAACCGCUACAGCGCCGCCUUCUUGGACGGAGCUUGGCGAGAUGUCUUUAGCCGCUCCGAGGCCCCUCCCACAGACCAACUGGAUGUGGCGGGAAGGAUCGCCCAGUACAUCGGCGGCGCCACGCUCACGCACCAACUGCCCAUCGCCGAGGCCAUGUUGACCUGCAAACACAGGACGCGGGAGGAAGACUCCUACCAGAAGUUUAUUCCCUUCAUCGGCGUGGUCAAGGUGGGCGUGAUCGAGUCCGGACCCUCGUUGGCCGGCGACGCAGAGGACGGCGUAGCCGUGAGCUUGACCGUCCCCUCGUCGUCCCCUCCCUCCCACGGCUCCCCCGCAGGGAUGAUCAAGGAGGCGGCCACCCCCCCCUCGUCCCCCUCCAUGGGAAACGUCGCCGCGCAGGGGAGUCCCGGCAUGUCGCACGGCGUGGACGCCAUCGGCCUGCAGGUGGACUACUGGCUGGCGUCGCUGGCCGAGAAGAGGCGGGAAGGCGAGCGGCGCGACACGGCCUGCAAGAACACGCUGAAAAGCGCCUUCCGCUCGCUGCAGGUCAGCAGGCUGCCGGGCGGGGGCGCCGGCGGGGGGGGCGAGCCUCACGCCGUUCAAGUCAGCACCAUGGCCAUGACGGUGGUGACCAAGGAGAAGAACAAAAAAGUGGCCACCAUCUUCCUGGGAAAGAAGCCCAAAGAGAGGGAGGUGGAUUCCAAGAGUCAGGUGAUCGAAGGCAUCAGUCGUCUCAUCUGCUCGGCCAAGCAGCAGCAGACCAUCCUGAAAGUUUCCGUCGAUGGCGUCGAGUGGAACGACGUCAAGUUUUUCCAGCUGGCUGCUCAGUGGCCUACUCAUGUCAAGUACCUUCCUGUUGGACUUUUUGGCUACACGAAGCCUCCCUCCUAGGCGGCGGCGGCGGUCCACUUGACAACUUGGCUUGAUCUUUGCCCGUCCUCCAUCCUCAUCGUGCUUUUAUGCAAUCCAGACAACCUGCGAGGUCACAACAGGACCUCAAAUACAACAGUGUUGCCCUGCUAAUCCAUGAGUAAUUGAACCUCCCCCGCCCCACACACACAGAAAAAAAUGAUUCCAUUGCUGAUAAAGCCUCCAAGGUGAUGGGUUUUUUUUUUUUUUUAGACAGAGCUACGGCUCGACUAAAUGAGGCUGGUGUAGGUACGUUUUGUCGAUGAAUGAUGGAAGAACAUUGUGAAUAGGUCAAAUUGUAACUAUGUCCACAUCGAAAAGAGGCGACGUACGUUGGAAGAACGCAGAAGGGGUUUGCUGUGCCCCUGUGUGUGUAUGAUGUGUUGUGUGAACGCAACACAUAGCACUUGUGCUCCUUUGGGCUCAGUUGUCAAUCAAAACUGAGGACUGCUUGACUCAGAAAAAAACAAAAACAAAACAACAACAACAAAAAAAGUGAACAUUAGUGGUGGAAUGUGUGGAAGGCAAUGAGGGUGCUGUCAAUAGAAAACAGGAAGUAGAUUUUUUUUUUAAUAUGCAUUUCCGUGGUGCUGAAAGGUGUUCUUUGUAUUCAAGUCAACGUUUCACAGAAUUGUUGUUUUGUCGCUAGUAAAUGGGCUCCGGAUGUACGUUAUGUGCGACUUGUGGAGAGCUAUUAUGCACACAUGCCUUUUGUCUUUUAAGCGUUUUGCCUCUUAACAGUAAUAAUGAUUGUACAUAUGUGACAUUGUUUCAUGUUUUGUAGUUCUGCUUUUUCAUGGUUGCAUUUGUCAGUCAAACAAGUCAACAGAAAGUGCUUGUUUGAUUUUGUUGAAUCAAAAAAAAAAAAAAUGGCACAUCUGGA